CGUCGCCCACAGUCACUUGUGGAGAUAACGUAACGCUGCUAAUAACUUCUGCUCUGGCCGCGUUUCACUGAACCAGACGAACUCACCCGGGUUGUUGAAGAGCAGUUGAGCAAUUGACCGUGUCCCUCGCUGUCCCAGAUGAGGGACUGAUGCUGGCCAGGACUCUCCUGAACCCUUUGGGCCGCCUCUCUCAACUGUUUACUUCGUCUUAGGAGAAGGAAGAACACCCCCGGCCAAAAUGGAUGACAUCUUCACGCAGUGCAGGGAAGGCAAUGCUGUCGCAGUUCGAUUAUGGUUGGACAACACGGAGAAUGACCUCAACCAAGGAGAUGACCACGGCUUCAGCCCUCUCCACUGGGCCUGUAGGGAAGGACGCUCCAGUGUGGUGGACAUGCUUAUCAUGAGAGGAGCUCGCAUUAACGUCAUGAACCGUGGCGAUGACACACCUCUUCAUCUUGCCGCCAGCCAUGGGCAUCAAGACAUUGUGGGAAAGCUGAUCCAGUGCAAAGCAGACACAAAUGCAGCCAAUGAGCAUGGGAACACACCAAUGCAUUAUGCCUGCUUCUGGGGCCAAGACAAAGUGGCUGAGGACCUGGUGACUAAUGGAGCACAAGUGAGCAUCUGUAACAAAUAUGGGGAAACUCCCCUGGACAAAGGCAAACCUCACCUACGUGAACUCCUCAGAGAAAAGGCUGAGAAAUUGGGACAGAACAUGGUUAAAAUUCCUUUCAAGGACACAUUCUGGAAAGGCACCACCAGAACACGGCCCCGCAAUGGCACUUUGAACAAACAUGCAGGCGUCGACUUCAAACAGCUUCAUCUCGUUGCUAAACUAAAUGAGAACCAAUCAGGAGAGUUGUGGCAGGGACGCUGGCAAGGGAACGAAAUUGUUGUUAAGGUGCUAAAAGUGCGUGACUGGACAACGAGGAAAAGCCGAGACUUUAAUGAGGAGUAUCCCAAACUCAGGAUAUUUUCCCACCCGAAUGUCCUACCCAUGGUGGGAGCAUGUCAGUCUCCUCCCGCCCCUCACCCCAUCAUCAUCACACACUGGAUGCCUUAUGGCUCCCUCUACAACGUGCUGCAUGAAGGCACCAACUUUGUGGUGGACCAGACGCAGGCAGUGAAGUUUGCUCUGGACAUUGCAUGUGGAAUGGGCUUCCUACACACACUCGACCCCAUGAUCCCUCGCCACUUUCUCAACAGCAAAAGUGUUAUGAUAGAUGAAGACAUGACAGCCAGGAUCAGCAUGGCAGACGUCAAGUUCUCCUUCCAGUGUCCUGGCAGGAUGUACUCGCCUGCAUGGGUAGCCCCUGAGGCCCUGCAGAAGAAACCAGAAGAUAUCAACCGCCGGUCAGCAGACAUGUGGAGCUUUGCUAUCCUGCUGUGGGAGCUGGUGACCAGAGAGGUUCCCUAUGCAGACCUGUCCAACAUGGAAAUAGGCAUGAAGGUUUCCUUGGAGGGUUUGAGGCCCACUAUCCCCCCCGGCAUCUCACCACACAUUUGCAAGCUCAUGAAGAUCUGCAUGAAUGAAGACCCAGCUAAGAGGCCUAAGUUUGACAUGAUUGUGCCAAUUCUGGAAAAAAUGCAGGACAAGUAAAAAAAAAAAUCUCCCCUGCCAUCCUGUACCGAAGCGAUGAAUUACUGGAUAUCUUUCUCCAGAUAUCCCUCAAGAUGAGGUGGUGUGGUGCUUACCAGUAUUGCCUUAAACUCUUUUGUCUAACGUUGCAUUCAACGCCUCUGUAGCUUCUGAGAUGAAUCCAGCAGCAUCACUACUUUUAUAUUGUUUUUGUUCUCUUUUUUUUUUCAAUGUGUUAUCAAGUUUUUAUUAGUAUUCUCAUCUUUGUCCCUGAUCUGCUGAAACUGUAUUCACAGGAGCUUGAUAUUGCCUGUUCAUCUUUUAAACUGCAAUCAUGUGGACUGAGUACAAUCUUAUUUAAGGGACUGAAUAACCUGUGGAAGUCAGCAUGAAAGUUUGCUGCAUUGCCUCAGUGGAUUUCCGGCCUUAUUUUUAUCUGGACUUUUAAAAAGUCACCCCCUCCAUUAACCGCUCCUUUUAUAAUAAAAGUAAAGAAAUAACACAUUAACCCAAAGCUUGGUUUGUUGGAAAAGUUUGUUGUGUUGGCAACAAACUACCAUUUAUGCACCUGGGGCAAGCAUGUCAGAUGUCUGAAACCAUUAAUAAGAAAAUGUAUAUGAACUAGUUGCCCAUGAGAGUGCAAACAAAAGCAGGAUUGUGCCAUUAAGCUUGGCUGUGCAGUGAUAUGUUGAGCUUAGGCUGUCUUGAGGUUUGGCCCCUGACUGUAUCCUGUACAAAACUGCCUAUACAAUCCUUUGUUAAGUUUUCAUUUCAGAAAAGUAAAAAUGUCAGUGUCUAUUAUUGCAGUCAUGGCUGGUUUUCUGUUGAUAAGUGUAAUUAACUAGAUUACUCAAACAUUCUUCUGUAAUCUAGCUCAAAAUGGUAAACUCUGUUUUAUUAUGAUUUGAAGAUGCUAGCUGUACUAGCAAAAAGUAACAUCAGCCUGUUUCAUGAUGUCCUGAAGUGUUUGUACUUCACUUAAGACUUAUUUUUAUGUUGAAUAAGUGUACUAUCAUGAUUAAAUACUGCACCGGACUGUAAAUUACUCAUGGAUGUCUUUGGAACAGAUUGAAUAUGUUUCGGUGUCAAGAAUGGGAUAUGCCUUUCCUUCAACUUUUGUGGCUCCAUCCGUAUCUUCUGCCAACAGGAGGUGACCUGGGCAUUAUGGGUGUGAUAUAACAUCUUUCAAACUGUUCUGUUGUCUACUCACUUGUUUUUAUUAUGUUGGGCCUUUAUAGUACUUCUGAAUUUAUAUCAAUCUCAUAUGGGCUGUCUCUUCUACCUGUAUUGUUUCUGUGCCUCCACCAGCUUGCUCGUUUGUGCCGAAUGUUAGCGGUUGAAGCCAAAAUCAAGAAUGACUUAUACAAAUGUAUGUAUUUAUAUAUAAGUAUAUUAAAAAGGAAAAGUAUGGGAAA
Molecule: messenger RNA, 2991 nt
Organism: Limanda limanda (common dab)
Lineage: Eukaryota; Metazoa; Chordata; Actinopteri; Pleuronectiformes; Pleuronectidae
Product: integrin-linked protein kinase
Exons: 13
Coding region: 239-1597 (452 amino acids)
Biological process (GO): integrin-mediated signaling pathway; substrate adhesion-dependent cell spreading; protein phosphorylation
Cellular component (GO): stress fiber; focal adhesion
Molecular function (GO): ATP binding; protein binding; protein kinase activity
Source: RefSeq, a predicted model, not a curated record